AUGCCUCCUAUAUCCUGCCACCAAGCACGAAAGCUCCUGCAAGCGCGUCUCAUCCUUAUACCUCAUGAUGGCCAGGAGCCCACUAUUUGGCUCUUCCUCAUUGUUAUGGGUGGGAUCACCGGUCUCGCUAUGGUCUCAGUCUUGAUCGGAUGCCUUGCAGUCAAGUGUUGCAAACGGCGGCGCAAUCGGAAGCUCAUCCAGAAGAAGGCCGCCGCCGACAUUGAAUGGAUUGAGCAAGUACAGAGUGGAUCCAUAUCCACGCUUGCGGACGAGGAGGACGACAUUAUCGAACAGCGCACAGCAAAUUUAAUGGCUGUUGCUGCUUUCGCCGGCCGUGAGCAGAAGCUGUACGCACAUCAAAAGAAGAUGAAAAUGAGCAAAAGCAGAAAAAGCUCGUCUAUCAUGAUGCCCAUCACCAUGGCUGAAUUGAAGAGGUGGGCGGUGCGCUCUGUGACAGGUUGCGAUGGGAACCACCUCAAGCAACAGCCAGCACCGAACCCCGUGACCCCAACGAUGGUCGCGUCUGCUUCCUUUCUACCAGUCCCAUCGCAAUCAACUGAUCACCGUGAUACUAGUACAGAUUAUCAAGACCCCGCAAAGCUGGUUGAGGAGCUUCGGUCAGACCGAAAGCGGGCAUCGGGAGGCAAGCAGCGGAAAGUUCUGGGCUGA
This is a messenger RNA of Cladophialophora yegresii CBS 114405, 669 nucleotides long. RefSeq lists its product as uncharacterized. The record is from RefSeq and is a predicted model, not a curated record. NCBI's taxonomy places the organism in Eukaryota, Fungi, Ascomycota, Eurotiomycetes, Chaetothyriales, Herpotrichiellaceae. The transcript has a single exon. Bases 1 to 669 code for a protein of 222 amino acids.